UUUUUACGAUUCGAACACAGCAGUGCACGGAGCCAAAGUUGUUUUUACAGUGUUGUAACAUUUUUUAUACAAUGUACGUCUUCCGAUUCAGAAUUUGAAAGCAUUGCUUCCAUUAGCAACACAGCAACGGGUACAAAGGCGAAUAAAGAAAAAAGACAAAAAAGAAAACCUGAUGCUUCAGGGAUCGAUUCGGAGGUGGAGUUCGAGGAAACAACGAAACAGAAAAAAGUGAAAAAGACCCCAAAACCAAAAUCGAACAGAACGCCCUCCACCGCCGCACCAAACAAGAAGGUUUCGAAGAACGGCAACCCGUUCGAGCUAUUUCCUGAAGAUGAAGACUUAGAGGCGUCCUCGGCAUCGCUGCUAGACUCCUCUAUCGUUCAACGGGUGGCCAACGGUCUGACGAAACGGACACUCGAGCUCGAUGGUGCGUUUUUCGUGGAGUUACGCGUCUACAAAACUGACGACGUGCGCCGUGAGUUACCCGAGAAUAGAUGGAAAAAAGCUCUUUUGUCAAUUAAAGCUCAACUUGACUCAGACACUCCUCCAUGGGAAAGUUUGAUUAAGUUUACUAAGCAUAUUAAAUCAGUUUUUAAAGACACCGAGGCAAAAUUUUAUCCCAAUAAAGAUUAAUUC
This is a messenger RNA of Cydia pomonella (codling moth), 636 nucleotides long. RefSeq lists its product as uncharacterized. The record is from RefSeq and is a predicted model, not a curated record. Lineage: Eukaryota; Metazoa; Arthropoda; Insecta; Lepidoptera; Tortricidae. The transcript is spliced from 4 exons. The annotation marks the transcript as partial.